AUGUCCUCUGUCUCGUCGCUGCCCUAUGAAGAGGCAACCAGGGGUAUCCCUCAACGGCUCACGACUUCGCGCCCGGGCUCCAGUCACCAUCGCCCUAACUCCCCCGGCCUUUCCCGUCCUCCGUCGUCGUCAAACAAGUAUGCCCCGCCUUACGAACAUUCGGACCGCCCAUCCACGUUCCCUCACCCCAUCGACGACGGUAGUAUGCCUCGAGUUCGAAGCAUGAUUCAGCUUCCCUCUGCUGACUACAACUUUGGGGGUGGCAUCUCUCAACUGGAGUUCGCAUACUCGGCGGGGACUGGUAGUGCGGCAUCCAUUGAUUCAUUGGAUGCACGUGGUGGAUGGGGACAGCACCAUUCUGUCCGCCCUUCGACCAGCACCUCAUCGAUCUCGGCUGCAUCACAUACCUCCUCAUCGCAGGCGAACACGCCCCCCUUGGAGACGGUCUCUCCCGACUUCGGCUUUGUGCCCAUGAACGAGCAUAUGCCUCCCCAGUACACCAAAGCGGCCAGCGAGCUGUAG
Messenger RNA from Coniophora puteana RWD-64-598 SS2, 522 nucleotides. RefSeq lists its product as uncharacterized. NCBI's taxonomy places the organism in Eukaryota, Fungi, Basidiomycota, Agaricomycetes, Boletales, Coniophoraceae. The record is from RefSeq and is a predicted model, not a curated record. Bases 1 to 522 code for a protein of 173 amino acids. The transcript has 2 exons.